CGGGUGGCGGAAUUUCCUCUUAUUUUCGUCGUUUCUGCGAUAACUACUAUGUUGAGGGACGGAGUGUCGCGCGGCGCGUCGUGCGGCAUCGCGCAGUGUCAGCCCGUCAGAGCCGUCAGUCGAGUCCAGUCGAGUUUCGAACUACGGAUCAGUCGGAGCUCUAUACAUCCGCCGCGCUGCGCCACGCUGUAUUUUUAUUGUUCUCACAUCGUCACGUCGUCUCCCGAACAGGAGCCGCGGGGAGAGCGGCCGCUCUUCUUGACAAUUCGACGACUGAUUCGAAUUACGCGAGGUGCGAGUUUGCUGAGAAGCUACAGAUAAAUCACCGACCGACCGAAAUGGGCUGCGGCUUGUCCUCGAUCUUGCUCGUCCUCUUACUCAACGUUUUUACGCGCGGCUUGCCACUGCAACAGGAGCUUUACGAAGGCAGUAAUUGCAAGCUGGAGGAUGGCAAUACCGGCGUGUGUAAGAAGAUACACGACUGUCCGGCCAGGCUGCGGGAGGUGUUGGAGGGUAAGAGGUCCUCGGACUCGACAGGACGUUGCGGUUUCAAAAACCGUAUUGAGAUCGUCUGUUGCCAAUUCAACAUCACCGAUAAGAUAGGACUUCGUCCGGCGGAAAUAGCGUGUCGUCAAUACGAAAACGAUAUUGGCAUCAGCGGCAAGCUGCGUGGCGAGCUUUCGGAGCUGCAGAGUACACAGGUGCAAUUCAACAUAUUCAACGGCGUGCAGGCCGACCGAGGGGAAUUCCCGUACAUGGUCGCCCUGGGCUAUGAGAACCAGGACAAUGGCGACAAUUCGGAAGCCAUCAAGUACAGCUGCGGCGGCACGUUGAUAUCCUCGCAGCACGUUCUCACCGCUGCUCACUGCGUGGAUAACGUGCAGGAGAAAGUACCGAUAGAGGUCAGAGUCGGCAACGAGAACCUGAAGAACAUCGACGGCGCACAACGAAUCUCCAUAAGCGACGUGAUAACGUAUCCGCGGUAUAAGCGCAGCACCAACUACCACGACGUGGCCAUCCUGAAGCUGAGGACACCGGUGCGUAUGACGAGUAAUGUGCGACCGAUUUGCAUCCAAACGAAAUCCCUGACCACCAUGGGCAUGCCGCCGAACGCAUCGUUCGUCGUGAUCGGCUGGGGCAUUACCAGCUUCGACGACGAAGGCAGUGACGUACUGAGGAAGACGCCAGGUCUCAGUUUCGUCGACAAGGAUUCGUGCGCCAAGUCGUUCAACGACUUCCUCAAAUUGCCUCGCGGCCUGGACGACAAUAUGCUGUGCGCGCUGGACAGAAACGAGUCGAGAAGGGCUGACGCUUGCUUGGGAGACAGCGGCGGCCCUCUGCUGAUGUUGGCCGGACCGAGUCACAGCAUCGUGGGAAUCACCGCGUUUGGCCAGCCCUGCGGGGGACCCACGCCGGGAAUUUACACGGCAGUCUAUUCCUACCUAGAGUGGAUUGAGCGGCAGGUCUGGCCGGAAAUGGAUGAGGAAUCGGACGAGGAGACGAGGUAGACGGCGGGUCGCCGUGCUCUCUCUCUCUCUCUCUCUCCCUCUCUCUCUCAUGUACGAACUUAUCUCGGGAUCGUCACGGUAAUCUAGUCUCAAGUCAUCGCACAGGAGAAGCGUAUUUUGUACUUUUUUACAUGUAUAUCCCCACUCUCCUCUCAAAGUAUAAUGUAUGUGUGUGUGUGUGUGUAUGCAUGUACGUGUGUGUGUAUAUGUGUCCCGAUGAGACAUGUUGCGAACCUUCCGCUGACAAUGAUCUUCCUUUUAUAUCCUGUCGUUGACUUCUCUACGUGAAGUCGAACGAAGCAAUCGCGCGUUCAAUUUGUUCAAGUGAAUAGCGAGGCGAGCAUGUCGAGUUUUCUUCGCGGACACGAUCGUUCGUCAAACGUGAAAAAUGGCGGAUAAAAAAGAAGAGGAGAAAAGGGAGGACGACGAACGGCUCGAGUACAUUCGCAGAUAUCUGGUGCUCUCGAGAAAAAUCAAGGCCGAGAAAUGGCUCAAGUUGUUAACGAACGAGGAAUUCAAGGUUCGGUCUCUUCUCUUAGAUCUUAACCUAAUCUUCCUCGAUCGUUUGCGGUAGUUGAAAGCGAGCGUGAAAACGGAAAUGAUAACUUGUCCAUGAAAAUGCGUGCAAUUCUGUAAUUGUUUAUAAUUCGUUCACGAGGUUAAUUACGACAAUUAUAACUGCUU
Molecule: messenger RNA, 2192 nt
Organism: Harpegnathos saltator (Jerdon's jumping ant)
Lineage: Eukaryota; Metazoa; Arthropoda; Insecta; Hymenoptera; Formicidae
Product: serine protease snake
Exons: 6
Coding region: 339-1508 (389 amino acids)
Biological process (GO): proteolysis
Molecular function (GO): serine-type endopeptidase activity
Source: RefSeq, a predicted model, not a curated record